GACGGAAGACACAGCAAAGAAGUCGCAUUUUGUCUUCGAGUCACAAAACAAGAAUAUGAAGAACAAAAACAAUUUGGAACACAAAGAUUUCUGGAGGAUCUUCUUGAUAGCAUUGUUCGCGAUGAGAAAAUAAAUGAAAAGGAACGCAAGAAAAAACUAAAACAGGUUCGUGGUACUUACACAGUUGUUUCUGUCGUACGAGACUAUUGUAUUAGUGCACUUGAAUGACCAGAGCAGUGGCAUCGACCCGGGAGGGAAAGAAUUAGGGGUGGGGCCACCCAUGCCAUAAAUAAAUUUGCCCGAACUUUUGCAUUUUGCCCAACUUAUAAAAACAAAUUCGUUAUAAAAUCCCCAUAAUCUUGUCGACGGGGGAGGAAUUUUCGAAUGGGGUUCAAAUUUUUGCAAACCUGACAUAUUUCUUUCCUUUUUGACUAUUAUCUGAAAUAUUUGUUGCCUUUAUGGUUUGCUUACUUUAUAAUUGUAUAAUUUGCCAACUUACGUUACUUUAUAAUUUGCCAAACUUCAAUUUUUCUGGGGCAGAGGGCUGCAGCCCACUUGCCACCCUCCCCGCGCCUAGUACGCUUGUGUGUAUGCUUGAACUCGGCAGUCUACAAUUUAUCAGAUGCCACCACUUGGUAAAUUUGCAGAUUAAUUUUGGAGAGGUCGCGCCGAAAAUGUAUUAUUUUAAAACAGCGCUGAAAUAAGAUAAGAUUAAGUGGCCUAGGCCAGAGCUAGGUCUGCAUUGGCUGUUGAUAACCAAACUGGUAUGUCUGUUAGGUUAUUGGAAUGGCAAACAUCCAAUACUAUUUUGAGAUUAAACUGUUAGCUGUUCGAAGUACGGCAAUUUGUGCAUAAAAACUGAAGCAUGAAUUGACUAUUGCUGUCGAAACCUUGUGGAACUUACCUGUUGAAAUAUGAUUUCAAGUUUGUUCUCUCUAAUCAUCUCUCUUACACUGCUGACGUUCACCGCGAAAUAUCUUCUUUCAGUUUCAGAAGACGUAUCCGGAAAUCUACUUCAGUCGCUACCCACCAGAUGGUCUGUCAGUGAUGUCUCAACAACCUACAAAAUUACGUCGUGUCAUGAAACCACUCACUCGAUGA
Paramuricea clavata is the source of this 1101-nucleotide messenger RNA. The record is from the annotation of a GenBank genome assembly. Lineage: Eukaryota; Metazoa; Cnidaria; Anthozoa; Malacalcyonacea; Plexauridae.